Molecule: messenger RNA, 1335 nt
Organism: Anopheles marshallii
Lineage: Eukaryota; Metazoa; Arthropoda; Insecta; Diptera; Culicidae
Gene: PIG-M
Product: GPI mannosyltransferase 1
Exons: 1
Coding region: 1-1335 (444 amino acids)
Biological process (GO): GPI anchor biosynthetic process
Cellular component (GO): membrane; glycosylphosphatidylinositol-mannosyltransferase I complex
Molecular function (GO): alpha-1,4-mannosyltransferase activity; GPI mannosyltransferase activity
Source: RefSeq, a predicted model, not a curated record
AUGUCAUUCAAGAAGCAUCUCAUCAUCAGUACGUUGAUUCGUGUUUUCCUCAUAUAUUAUGGCGAAGUGCAGGAUAGUUUGUCGGACGUGCAAUACACAGACGUGGAUUAUCGCGUGGUCACCGAUGGCGCUAAUCACGUGCUAGCCUUAGGAUCUCCGUUCAAAAGACAUACCUAUAGGUACACUCCCUUGUUGGCCUAUCUGGUACUACCGAACUUACUGAUACAUCCGAGCUUUGGCAAGUUCAUAUUUUCGCUGUUCGACAUCCUUAUAGGCGUGCUCAUCAAAUGGAUAUUGCUGAAUUGCUAUCGUAGCAAUAAAAUAUCAAUCGAAACCAAGCUACUCAAACUGGAAACGCUAAACAAUCGAAACAAAUAUUUGAUCAAGCGCAAAAAUGAAAUUCUAAACAGUAACAAUGAAGCGCUGCCUCCAAAGUACAUCCGGAUGGCAGAACUCAGUGCCUACUGCUGGCUAUACAACCCGCUCACCAUGAUCAUAGCAACACGCGGCAAUGGUGACUGUGUUUCAUGUUCGCUCGUCCUUCUAUCCAUCUACUUUCUGCUAAAGAACGAGCAAACUAGCAUGCAGCAUUUUAUCGCCGGGUUGUUUCUUGGCCUAUCGAUUCAUUUUCGGCUAUAUCCCAUCGGGUUCUGUCUGGCGUUCUAUCUCGCCACGCAAAAUCGAACGCUAGAGAAAUGGCCCGAUGUCGUACGCAACAUUUUACAACCAAAUGCGAAGCAAAUUGCCCUCGUGUUGGGCACCGUUGUAGCGUUCGGUUCCUCCACGGCGUUAUUUUACUGGUUGUACGGUUAUCAAUUCCUAUACGAAUCUAUGCUCUACCAUCUAGUACGAAAAGACACGAGACACAACUUCUCGCUCUACUUCUAUCUGCAAUAUCUGAGUUCCACGUUCGAUGUAACAAUCCUCGAAAAGGUUCUUACCUUUUUGCCGCAGCUCAUACUCAUUCUGAUGCUCACCGUGCGGUAUGGACAACACAGACAAACGCUAGCGUUUGGACUUUUUGCGAUCGCGUUCGUAAUGGUCACGUACAAUCCGGUCGUCACAUCGCAGUACUUCGUCUGGUUCCUGUCGCUAUUGCCGUUGUGCGUGAAAAAUUUUCGAAACAUCGGUAUUCGGAAAGCUGUUUUCAUCCCAGUAAUGUGGUUCAUCUCGCAGGGCGGCUGGCUGUUGCCAGCCUAUUUGCUGGAGUUCAAAGGCUGGAACACGUUCGAAUACAUCUGGAUACAAAGUAUUGUUUUCUUCUUUUCCAACGUGCUGAUUUUGCAGAUGCUUAUUAGCAACUAUGACAUUGCUUAUAAUUAUAAAAUUGAUUAA